AUGGCUGACGAGGACCACCAACACCAUGGCCCUAAUGGCGCAUACAGCGAGGUCUUUGAAGACACCGAUGUCAAACACCCUCAAACCAUCCAUCGGAUCCGUGCCAACUCCAGUAUCAUGCAAUUGAAGAAGCUGCUGGGUGAGUUCUCCAACACAACCUCCGGAUUUGCUCUCCUCGGGGAAAUGGAAGACAAGAUUGCUAACACGGUUUGAUAACGAUAGUGGCCAACCGAGGAGAAAUCCGUAAGUAUCCCUUCCCUCACUUCUGAAUUGUUCGCUGGCUAACAACAGUGUAGCUAUCCGGGUAUGUCUUGUUAAUGGGCGGUUAACGCGGGGUAAUUGAACUUGCUAACGUUCGGUGUGGUAUAGAUUUUCCGAACAGUGAGCGAGCCCUUCCCCGGACCCAUCCGUGCGGAAAGUUACUGACUUUCUAUAGGCACACGAAUUGUCCCUUCAAACUGUCGCAGUCUUUAGGUAAACUCGAAUCCCAGCUUUGGGUUUGUUGUCGUGCGGGGAUGCUGACAGCUGGUAGUUAUGAGGACCGUCUUAGCAUGCACAGACAAAGUGGGUACUGCCCGCGGGGUAGCAGAGUCAGAGACAGAGAGCGGUCUGCUAAUCAGGUUUCCACUUUUUAGAAGCUGACGAAGCCUAUGUUAUCGGAAAGCGAGGUCAAUACACACCAGUCGGCGCAUAUUUGGCUGGAGAUGAGAUUAUCAAGAUUGCAGUUCAGCAUGGAGUACAGAUGAUCCACCCUGGUAUGAUUGAAUCACUGCGGGAACCGGAAAUCUUUCUAAUUUUCAUACGCAGGAUAUGGUUUCCUUUCCGAGAAUGCUGAGUUUGCGCGAAACGUUGAGAAGGCUGGCCUCAUUGUACGUUCUUCUACCCCUAAAUCUCGCUUCGUACUUUCGCUUCCCGAGUAGUUCGCCCGCUAACUAGUUGAUGUGACAGUUCGUUGGACCUUCCCCCGAUGUCAUCGAUGCACUAGGUGACAAAGUCUCCGCCCGAAAAUUGGCCAUCAAGGCGGGUGUACCUGUGGUUCCGGGUACCCCAGAUGCCGUUGAUAAAUUCGAGGAUGUGAAGGCAUUUACCGACCAGUAUGGUUUCCCAAUCAUCAUUAAGGCUGCAUAUGGAGGUGGUGGACGUGGUAUGAGAGUUGUUCGAGAACAAAAGGACCUUGAAGACUCCUUCAACCGAGCCACUUCUGAAGCCAAAUCGGCAUUUGGAAAUGGAACCGUUUUCGUGGAGAGAUUCCUCGACAAACCCAAGCACAUUGAGGUGCAACUUCUCGGAGAUAGCCAGGGAAACAUGGUUCAUCUUUUCGAGCGUGAUUGCUCUGUCCAACGUAGACAUCAAAAGGUCGUUGAAUUGGCCCCGGCAAAAGAUCUUCCUCUCAAUGUCAGAGAUAACCUUCUUGCCGAUGCCGUCAAGCUUGCAAAGUCGGUUAACUACCGAAAUGCCGGUACUGCCGAGUUCUUGGUUGAUCAACAAAACCGAUACUACUUUAUCGAGAUCAACCCUCGUAUUCAGGUCGAGCACACUAUUACUGAGGAAAUCACUGGUAUUGAUAUUAUCGCCGCACAAAUUCAGAUUGCCGCCGGUGCCACUUUGGCUCAGUUAGGCCUCACUCAAGAUCGCAUCUCCACCAAAGGUUUUGCUAUCCAAUGCCGUAUCACCACAGAAGAUCCUUCCCAGGGAUUCUCUCCUGAUACUGGCAAGAUUGAAGUUUAUCGAUCAGCUGGUGGUAAUGGUGUUCGUUUGGAUGGUGGUAACGGGUUUGCAGGCGCUAUCAUCACUCGUAAGUACUUCUCCACCAACCCCACUCGCUUCUCACUUGUUCCAUAGUUCAUAUACUAACUCAAAUUAUCUAAUCAGCGCACUAUGACUCAAUGUUGGUGAAGUGUACCUGUUUGGGAUCUACCUACGAAAUUGCACGACGAAAGAUGUUGAGAGCGUUGGUUGAAUUCCGUAUUCGUGGAGUCAAGACCAACAUUCCUUUCUUGGCAACCCUACUCACCCACCCCACCUUUAUUGCAAGCGAGUGCUGGACCACCUUUAUCGACGAUACUCCAGAACUCUUUGACCUUGUCGGCAGUCAAAAUCGUGCUCAAAAACUUUUGGCAUACCUUGGUGAUCUCGCCGUCAAUGGCAGUAGCAUCGCUGGUCAAGUGGGCGAGCCAAAAUUCAAGGGCGAUAUCAUCAUGCCAUCACUUUACGAUGAUGCCGGAAAGAAGAUUGACACAUCUGAGCCUUGCCAAAAGGGAUGGAGAAAUAUCCUCGUUGAAAAGGGUCCAGAGGCGUAUGCAAAGGCCAUUCGGGCCAACAAAGGUUGUCUUCUCAUGGAUACCACAUGGCGCGAUGCUCAUCAGUCUUUGCUCGCAACCCGUGUUCGAACUGUUGAUCUUUUGAACAUUGCCAAGGAGACCAGUCACGCUUACAGCAACUUGUACAGUCUCGAAUGCUGGGGAGGUGCUACUUUCGAUGUAGCCAUGAGAUUCUUGUACGAGGACCCAUGGGACAGACUCCGAAAGAUGCGCAAGCUUGUUCCAAAUAUUCCAUUCCAAAUGCUGCUCCGUGGUGCCAACGGUGUUGCAUACUCUUCGCUACCUGACAAUGCCAUCUUCCACUUCUGUGAGCAGGCUAAGAAGCAUGGUGUUGACGUUUUCAGAGUCUUUGAUGCUUUGAACGAUAUUGAUCAACUCGAGGUCGGUAUCAAGGCUGUCCACCAGGCUGGAGGUGUUGUUGAGGGCACCGUUUGUUAUUCCGGUGACAUGCUCAACCCAAAGAAGAAGUACAACUUGGAGUACUACCUUUCAUUGGUGGAGAAGCUUGUUGCUCUUAAGAUUCACGUCUUGGGUGUCAAGGAUAUGGCAGGUGUUCUCAAGCCAAAGGCUGCCACUCUCUUGAUCGGUGCUAUCCGCGAGAAGUACCCAGAUCUCCCCAUCCACGUCCAUACCCACGACUCCGCUGGUACUGGUGUUGCUUCCAUGGUUGCUUGUGCCAUGGCAGGUGCUGAUGCCGUUGAUACUGCCACCGACAGUUUGUCUGGUAUGACCUCUCAACCAAGUGUCGGAGCCGUUCUUGCCUCUUUGGAAGGUUCCGGCCUCGACCCAGGGUUGAAUGUUCACCACGUUCGAGCUAUCGAUACAUACUGGGCUCAGCUUCGUCUCCUUUACUCGCCAUUCGAGGCUGGUCUUACUGGUCCUGAUCCAGAAGUCUACGAGCACGAGAUUCCAGGUGGUCAAUUGACCAACAUGAUGUUCCAAGCAUCUCAGCUUGGCCUUGGUGCUCAAUGGGCUGAGACUAAGAAGGCCUACGAGGCAGCAAACGACUUGCUCGGCGAUAUCGUCAAAGUCACUCCUACCUCCAAGGUUGUCGGUGAUUUGGCUCAAUUCAUGGUUUCCAACAAACUCAGCUACGAUGAUGUCCAGGCCAAGGCCUCUGAACUUGAUUUCCCUGGCUCAGUCCUUGAAUUCUUUGAGGGUCUGAUGGGUCAACCGUACGGAGGAUUCCCUGAGCCACUCCGCACAAAUGCUCUCCGAAACCGAAGAAAGCUUGACAAGAGACCCGGGUUGUCAUUGGAGCCACUUGAUCUUGCAAAGAUCAAGAAGGAAAUUCACACCAAGUGGGGCAGUGUCACCGAAUGUGAUGUUUCCAGUUAUGCCAUGUACCCCAAGGUCUUUGAGGAUUACAAGAAGUUCUGCCAAAAGUAUGGUGAUCUGAGUGUUUUGCCAACCAAAUACUUCUUGUCUAAGCCUGAGAUCGGAGAGGAAUUCCACGUCGACCUAGAGAAGGGAAAGACUUUGAUCUUGAAGCUUCUCGCAGUUGGACCUUUGUCGGAUACUACUGGUCAACGUGAAGUGUUCUACGAAGUCAAUGGUAAGUUUGACAUUACAUUUGAUAAUAAAAAUUGUUGCUAAUAUCAUCCAGGUGAGGUUCGACAAGUUACUGUUGAUGACAACAAGGCCGCCGUUGAGAACACCAGCCGUCCAAAGGCUGAUCCAAACGAUUCAAGCCACGUCGGUGCACCCAUGUCUGGUGUUGUGGUCGAGAUCCGUGUUCACGAUGGCCAUGACGUUAAGAAGGGUGACCCAAUUGCGGUACUCAGUGCCAUGAAAAUGGUAAGUUUUCGGACUCCUUGAAUUAUAACGUAUCUAACAAACACUCUUAGGAAAUGGUCAUCUCAGCACCACACGCUGGUAAGGUCGGACAACUUCAAGUCAAGGAGGGAGAUUCCGUCGGAGGCGCAGACCUCAUCUGUAAGAUUGAGAAGUGAAAGAUUUUGUCUUUUUGAGGAAGCUUUGGCGCACUGGCUUUGAAAGGGAAAUUACUAUAGGUUGUCCCAUGGUUUUUGGGGAUUUGAUGAAGGGUAGAAUGAUGACGACCACUGAGUCAAGAAUCUGGAGCGAUUAGCUUGGUGGAGUUGGGGAGGAGUGACAAUGGCUUUGGCUGCAAUUGCCUAUGAUUUAAGACUUCUUACUUCCUAUGAAAAUUUUUGUCUUCAAAAACUAAAACACC
Hymenoscyphus albidus is the source of this 4515-nucleotide messenger RNA. The record is from the annotation of a GenBank genome assembly. NCBI's taxonomy places the organism in Eukaryota, Fungi, Ascomycota, Leotiomycetes, Helotiales, Helotiaceae.